AUGGCGCCCCCGCCCACAGUAGUGGCGCUCAAGCAGCGGUUCCUAGGAACGCAAACGCGCGCUCUCUCGCAGCCGCUAGCGCCGUCGCGCGCGUGGCGCACGUCGCCCGCACAGGCCGACCCCGACAUCAACGAGAACGAAACCGGCGGCGGCAGUAAUAGUAGGCUGCCCGACAAGGCUGUCGACGACGCGCUGUUCCGGCUCAACCACGCGCUGCAGCAGCACGUGCGCCGCGUGUACGCGCCCCAGGCCACCCGCCACGUCGCCGAGCAGAUUGACGGGCUGUACUGGAACGCUGCUGGCGAGGUUCUGGAUGGCGGUGCUGAGGGUGAGGGUGAAGCCGCGCACGAAACAAUCAUCACCCUGCCGUUAUCAUGGGAUGACGCCGCGCCGCCGCGGCACGCGCGCGAGACAGCCGCCUACCCAUCCGAAGCGGAGCGGUAUAGCGAGCUAGCAACACAGCUACAAACGCUCGACGGCGAGCGGCAGCGCGCGCUAGCGCGCGUCGCCCGGCUGCGGCGGCUGCACACGCUGCUGCAGCCAUUUGCCACCAGCACCCCUAGUGGUAGUGAUGAUGGUGAUGGUGGCGAUGGUGGUGCAGUGCAAGACAACCUCGUGACGCGCAACGGCGACGUCGAGGCCGAGCUACAGCGCAUGCGCAUGCUCCUAGCACGCGUCGGCGGCCGCGUCGGCCAGCUUGCGACUGUGCCUGCGUCUGUGCCUGAACCUACGACGACGGCGACGACCAGUGAUGGCGAUGAUGAUGCCAUGGACGUGGACGUGGAUGUGGAUGAAGGGAGUACGGCCGAGCAGCAGAGGCGCGUGGGGAUGCUGCUCGAUCGGUUUGGGUCAUGCAGUUGGGCUGGGGGAAAGGCGUCGGACUCGGACUCGGACACGGACACGGACACGGACACGGACACGGACACGGACACGGACACGGACACGGACACGGACAUGGACAUGGACACGGACACGGACACGGACGGACGGACGGACGGAUAG
Messenger RNA from Lasiosphaeria miniovina, 1002 nucleotides. Its product is annotated as kinetochore complex Fta4 of Sim4 subunit, or CENP-50-domain-containing protein. Gene Ontology annotation, cellular component: Mis6-Sim4 complex. NCBI's taxonomy places the organism in Eukaryota, Fungi, Ascomycota, Sordariomycetes, Sordariales, Lasiosphaeriaceae. The record is from RefSeq and is a predicted model, not a curated record. Bases 1 to 1002 code for a protein of 333 amino acids. The transcript is spliced from 3 exons.